GGCUCUGCUAGUCUGCUUUCACAGCUGAGUUUUGUUCUCAGAGACUCAGACUGUCUUCACUCUUCAGAGUUCGUUCCAUGACUUCAGAUUUCGUCCUUUGUUGCUAAUUUGUGAGGCUACUGAUUAUAUCUCAGUGGUAUUGAAGGAGAAAUUUGUAAAAGCUAUUGGUUUACUUUUCAAAGCCAUACAAUGCGUGUACAGUGUGCUGUCUGUUGGGAUCCCUUUUGUGACUCUGAUUUUGUCAUGGCUCCACGAUGUGGACACUUGUUCCACAACAAAUGCAUUCAACAAUGGCUUGGUACCCAUAGAGAUUGUCCAACCUGUCGUCAAGCCUCUUCAAUUAGAGAACUUCGAAGGGUAUUUUUGGAUUCUGUUGAAGUGGACCCUGCCGACCUACAACUUAAACUGGAUGAAAUGUCAAGGGAACUUAACACUGAAAAACAACUCAAGCAGUUUGCCGACGAAGAGUUAAGAAAAUGUCGAAAGCUUCUUAGCACUUCCCGCCUUGAACUUAAGAAAACCAAGAAUCAAUUGAAGAAGAAAGUGGACUCUGAAGAUCUUCAAAAGAAGUUGGAAGAAAUGACCAGGGAGCGUAAUGCUCAACUACAACUAAAUCAGUUUGCCGACGAAGAGUUAAGAAAAUGUCGUGUACUCCUUAUCACUUCCCGCCUUGAACUUAAGAAUGCGAAGAAGGAAUUGAAGGAACAAUCCAGCUUGGCAGAAGCGGAAAAAGCAACAUUAAAAGAGAAGCUUGAGGCCUUUACGGAGUCGAUCUCAUCGCCGAGUGGUGAUCCUCCCCACUCUGCGCUAUCGCAGUUUAAAAAAAUGAAAUUCGAUCUGGUACCGUCAACAAGCGGAGGAUGGGUUACUACCAAAAAGGUAAAUGGGUGGAUCAUCACACCAGGUUCCUCCAGUUCAUCAAGUUAAUCACUGUAAGGCACUACAAAGAAGAGAGGACAAAUGAAAAUUAAAGAUCCAUUGGUGAAACCGAUGAGAGGUUGCUGAAAUUCAAGACUGAUUGCUAAAUUCUCGACUCUGAGGUUGUACAAAAAUCCUCAUCAUCCACUUGUAUUGUAAAUAUUUUCCAUCUUUUGCCUGUUCAUUUCGUCAUGCCAAGUGUGCACUGUCCUCACCGUUUAAGACUAUUUAAUCAACCCAAGAUGCCAAAGUUCCUGUCUUAAAUCGAUAAUCGAUCAAUUAUUUAAUAUUCUUCAUAAAAUACCGUAAGAAAUUUAUAGCCACGGCGAGCAAUUUUUGUAACAUGUUCUGCUAAAUUUUUCUAGCUCGAUCAGCAUAAGAAAAGUAUAAAAAAUGUGACACGAUUUUUCUUGUAUACAGAUUGGCCGAUUUCGUAUACUUGAGGAUUGAAUACACAAUAUGUUGACUUUGAAA
Messenger RNA from Daphnia pulex (common water flea), 1392 nucleotides. RefSeq names its product E3 ubiquitin-protein ligase TRAIP-like. The transcript has 6 exons. The record is from RefSeq and is a predicted model, not a curated record. NCBI's taxonomy places the organism in Eukaryota, Metazoa, Arthropoda, Branchiopoda, Diplostraca, Daphniidae. The coding region runs from base 190 to 927 and encodes 245 amino acids.